AUGGCGAAAAUGUCCGAUCUUUCAGAGGAUUUGUUAAUGGAGAUACUCUACAGAGUUCCAAUGACAUCUCUAAAAACUGUAAGAUCUACUUGCAAAAAAUGGAACACUUUAUCCAAAUACAAUAUUUUCGGUAAAUCAGUAGCAAAGAAGCAGGUUCUAGGGUUCAUGAUAAUGGAUUUCAAGAUAUGUUCCUUGAGGUUCAAUCUUCAAGGAAUCCGCAACAACGAUGGCGACUUCAUCGAUUCAUCUAUCAAGCAAAUAAGUCACCUGGAGACUGUUAGAGUUUAUCACUGUGACGGCUUAUUGCUAUGCGUAACCAUGGACCAACCCUCGAGUCUCGUUGUAUGGAACCCGUAUUUAGGGCAAACGAGGUGGAUUCUACCUAGAAACAACCUCCAUAGAUACACCAGGUAUGCUCUCGGAUACGGAGUGGACAACAAGAACAAGAACCAUCAACACAAGAUCUUGAGGUUUUCCAAUGAAUGCAUGAAUCCCGGCAGUUACGUUUCCGCAUCCGAAAUCUACGACUUUAGCUCUGAUGCAUGGAGGGUUCUUGAUGUAAGUCCGGAAGGUGACGUACAGUUUCAUACCAACGACGUGUCUUUGAAAGGGAACACUUACUUCUUCGCUCAAGAGAAAGAUUCACCCGAUGGAGGAGAGAUUCAAGUUUUUUUGCUCUGUUUCGAUUUUACUAGAGAAAGAUUCGGAUCGCGUCUCGCUGUGCCGUUUCGCAUCUGCGAUGAAGAGAAUGUGAUUCUGUCUUGUGUUGGAGAAGAUCAGGUCGCUGUGUUACAUCAGAGCUUGGACUUGAUUAAGACGAUGGAGAUUUGGGUUACGACUAAGAUCGAGCCUAACGCAGUUUCUUGGAGCAAGUUCUUGAAAGUGGAUCGGACGGCACUUAUUGGUUUGAGCUUUGAGGUUGAUGUUGGGAGCUUCUUUAUCGACGAGGAGAAGAAAAUUGCUGUGGUUUUCGAUAUAGGAAGGCUUAAACAAACAGGGACCUCUCGGUAUCAAGUAGCUUACAUCGUUGGAGAAGAUGGAUACUUCAAAUCUGUGAGUCUGCAUCUCGGAUUACAUGAAAAGUUAUAUAAUGGCUACGCUUACUGUCACCCAUUUGUGUGCUCUUCUUAUGUUCCGAGCUUAGUGCAAGUGGAAAUCAACCAACUGGGCAAAAGAAAAGAUAGAGAUUAUUAA
Molecule: messenger RNA, 1194 nt
Organism: Microthlaspi erraticum
Lineage: Eukaryota; Viridiplantae; Streptophyta; Magnoliopsida; Brassicales; Brassicaceae
Source: the annotation of a GenBank genome assembly